ACGCGCGUGCGUCGGUGUAAGCCCACUCUGAGAGCAGCGUUGGUGUUGGAGAGCGCAUCAGUCACACAGCACUGUGUAGGUGGACGACAGCAAACGGAUAAAAAACAAAUCUAUAUCGGGAAAGCCCCAGCUGUCAGCGGCAGAAACCUGAACAGGUGGCUCCCGCAGUAUCUUAGCAGAGCGCGUCAAGGCGCAGAGACCCUCAACAGCUUGUCUCCCUCUCUAAUCUCUUCUCUGACGACAGCGCAAUUACCCCGUGCGCGUAAAACCAGCAGCAACCGCAGGUUUGGAUCGGUGGAUGUGAUCAGUCAUCAGGAUUUUACUCAUCAGUGUCGAUUCAGUGUCCAUCACGAAGUUGCACUUGUGGAAAGCGCGUCUUGCUUUUGAGGCUGGACUGACAGAGUUGGAUACAAUGACUCUCUCUUGGAUUUUAUAAUCUCUCCUCUGUGUUUGGAUUGGAAGCAGCUGUAAAGACUGACACUGAUAACACAGAAUGUUGCCAGAAAUAAACAACAAGACGUCACGACCGGAGGCCUUCCCUCACCCUCACAGACUCCCAGCAGAAGGAAACCGGCUUGGAACAAACCGACCCUGCUCACAGAAGUUUGGCCCUGGUGUGGGGACUUUGCCUCAGCUUGAGCCACCGGUGGUCCAGGUGGUGGUCAGCAAUGCCAAAAACCAGCACCAGCAGUCGGACAACAUCCUGCCCCAGAUUGCCAACAAAGGGGGGCAAAAUAAUUUCCAGACACACUCGGAUGAGAGGCCGAAGCCCGCUCAGCAGUUCACCAUGCGGUUCGGUGCAGCAAUGGAUAAAGUGUCAGUCACUCGCAACAGCAAGAUUUUCAGCAACAAGCUGGAGAAAGAGAAGGCAUAUGAGGGACAGAGACUACCCAUGUCACCCAUGGAGGCACUGAAGAACUUCCAGGAGCGGCUGACGGAGUUUGAGCAGGAGGAGAUCAUGGACUACACAGAGAUCUGGUUCCUGGGUCUGGGCUCUCAGAAGAUUGAGGGUUCCCAAGGAGCACCGCAGAACUCUGGAUAUGAUGAUGAGCAUGGAAGCUACAUUAGGGUGCUGCACGACCACAUUGCCUACAGGUUUGAGGUGCUUGAAGUGAUUGGGAAAGGCUCCUUCGGGCAGGUCUUAAAAUGUCUGGACCACAAAAACAAUGAACUUGUAGCCAUUAAGAUGAUACGCAAUAAGAAAAGAUUUCAUCACCAAGCCCUUGUUGAGCUGAAGAUCCUGGAUGUAAUAAAGCGGAAAGACAAAGACAACCUCCACAACGUCAUCCACAUGAAGGAGUACUUUUACUUCCGAAAUCACCUUUGCAUCUCCUUUGAGCUCCUCGGGGUGAACUUGUAUGAGCUCAUCAAAAAAAACAACUUCCAGGGCUUCAGUCUCGCCCUCAUCCGUCGGUUUGCCCAUGCUCUUCUUAGGUGCCUGCAGAUGCUGCACAGGGAGAAGAUUAUCCACUGUGACCUCAAACCGGAGAACAUCCUUCUGUCUCAGAGAGGGCCAGGUAACAUCAAGGUGGUGGACUUUGGGUCAAGCUGUUAUGAACAACAAAGAGUGUACACCUACAUCCAGAGCCGCUUCUACCGCUCCCCAGAAGUGAUCCUGGGUCACCCUUACAGCAUGGCCAUUGACAUGUGGAGUCUGGGCUGCAUCCUAGCCGAGCUCUACACAGGCUAUCCUCUCUUCCCAGGAGAGAGCGAAGUGGAGCAGAUAGCUUGCAUAAUGGAGGUUCUGGGAAUGCCUCCAAAUGAUUUUGUUCAGUCAGCAUCGAGGAGGAGGUUGUUCUUUGACUCCAAAGGAAAUCCAAGGAACACAACUAACAGCAAGGGGAAGAAGCGGAGACCCAACUCAAAGGAGCUGUCAGACACUUUGAAAACUAAUGAUGCUUUGUUCUUAGACUUCAUCAAAUGCUGCCUCACUUGGGAUCCAACCAAGCGUAUGACUCCUGAUGAGGGGUUACAGCAUGAAUGGAUCCUGGAGGGAAAUUUCAACAAAGUCAGACCAAGAGCCAGGCCUACAGUGAAGAAGACCUCAGACAGCUCGACCAGCACAGACAGACAAACUAAUACAGAGAAGGUCAGCUCAGAAAGCAACACUAACGACAAGCUGAAGAGAGACAGCUCAGAAACGGGAACAAAGAUGGCACCUGCUGAGCGUCUGCGGCCCAUUGGGGCUUCAGCAGAGGAGGAGGUGUGUGAGAGCGAGGGCAAGCUCUCCACGGAUACCAAACAGCAAGGAGGUGGAGAAAGGCCUGUUCACAUUAUCAUCAAACCUCAAGAGGAAGUGGGCUCAGAGAGAAAAGAUAGCCAGGAACCAUCUCAGUGUUUGCCCCCUAUCAUGUAACAGUCCAAGGGAAACACGCUGCGUUCAUGACAAGUGGGAACUGGGAAUGUUGAGACUCAAUGUCCCAUCUUUCACCUGAGAAUGACUGAGUUGUUGAAGUGGAAGUAAAUGGACAACUGAGAGAAAAGUUGCAUUUGUCUGGCCUAGCAUACAGAGCAGACAGAAAAACAUCCUUUGUGCUGUUAUUUGCUACAAAUAUCUUGCUGCUGUGUCUACAUGAUACACAUGUACUACAUGUUAAAGAAGUCAGAGAAAAGUCAGAGUUCCUGAGUUUCAAGCUGGAAAGCAGCUCAAGUGGAUGUUUUCUACCGACAGGAAACAAACCAGUUCCCAUAUGCCAUGAACAAAAUCUUGAUGUGUGGAGGAGAUACACUGAUCAUCAGCAAAGAGGGACAUCUUCUAUUUAUUGUUUUAAGUAUGCAGUCAUAGUGUAUUAUUUUUAUUCUGUGAAACUUUAUAUGACAGUGACAUCAACCAGUUGUACGUGUUUAAAUAAAGGAGUUAAGAUGCAGUUACAGGCAGGCAUUUUGUGACAUCAAGCUGCAAGAAUACACUUGUUGAGUUUAGAUCAAAUGGUUAAAAUCCUAAGUCAUAGUACAGAAGAAAGCUUUUGCUCUCACUGUCUCCUGUAUUAUUUAUUGAACUCAAUCUUUGCUGUGCAUUGACAUCUUUGAUAAACAGGUUUGACUUUUACUUCUCUCAGUUUCUAUGUUAAAAAGCAAACGUAGCUGACUUUAAAGAAGUGCAUAGGCAGAAAAUCAAUUAAAUCUUUGUCUUUGCUUUUUUUCUCUUUUCUUUUAGCUUAUUUUACUUUCGUCAUGGUAAAAGAUUUGAAGACUUGUGUGCAAUAAAGGCUGAGCCAAAAAAAAACUUUUUUUUAAAAAACUAUGAUAACAAAGAAAUAAUUGUCAUGUACUUUGUAAUUGUAGAAUGCAGUUGAUGACCUUCUGAUUAUUAAUUGUUUUACUUAUUUAUAAUUGAAUAUGUUUGAUCCUAUGUUUCAUAUUUGUUUAACAAUUUAAUUCAACAAUCACAAAAUAUGUAUUUGUAAUAGAAUUUAUUGUAUAUAUUUCUGCUGUAAUUUCUUAUGUAUGUGUAAUACAGAACAUAUUUUAAGAAAAUAUUUCAGAUAUUGAGGUUUUAGACAAGGUUUUACUUGUUGUGUUGUUACUGUAUGAAAAUAUUUUGUCUGUGUUAUUGAUAAUAUUUUUUAUAUUAGAAACAAAAAGACAAUCCCAUUAUUGAUAGUUUGUGCCUUGCAGUAUUAGAAAUCUUGCACUUUACUAUUGUGUGUGCAUCUGGAUUAGAAACCAUUGGAUUCUUACCUGUCAAACAGACAAGAGUUCAGACUACUUUGCCAGGAUCCCUUUUAUUUGACAAAAUGAUGUCUCACCUAAUGUUACAUAACAUAAUGGAACAACCCUUUCAUUAUUUACCUUCUUUUUACAAUUGAUUGAUGUCUUUAGUCGCCAACCGAGAUCUGACUUAAAUUGAUGAUAGACCUGUGCCCUCACUAUCUAUUAGUUAAGCAACCAGAGAUCCUGAAAGAAAGGAUUGUAGCUGAAAAAAAGUUAAGAAAAGUAAUUUUUAUGUCUUUUAUGAUUAAAUAAAAACUUGUUUAAAUGAA
This is a messenger RNA of Lates calcarifer (barramundi perch), 3983 nucleotides long. It is a transcript of the gene dyrk4, whose product is annotated as dual-specificity tyrosine-(Y)-phosphorylation regulated kinase 4. The coding region runs from base 494 to 2356 and encodes 620 amino acids. Lineage: Eukaryota; Metazoa; Chordata; Actinopteri; Centropomidae. The transcript is spliced from 14 exons. Gene Ontology annotation, molecular function: protein serine/threonine kinase activity; ATP binding; protein serine/threonine/tyrosine kinase activity. Gene Ontology annotation, cellular component: nucleus. The record is from RefSeq and is a predicted model, not a curated record. Gene Ontology annotation, biological process: peptidyl-serine phosphorylation; peptidyl-threonine phosphorylation.